GUACACGUAUGGGCUUAUUCGACCCUACACCCCCACUCAUGGCUUCCACCCCCGCAUUAGGCCCAUUCCCUUCCAACGCCCCUCGCCCAGCAGGCUUUUUUGCGACAGUUGCUGAACCGGCCCAAACUCCUCCCCCGGCGGCCGAUUAUUACAAGGAGGGCGGGCUUGAGACCAUCGACAUUUUGAAAGCCAAACUGUCGACUGAACAAUUCGAGGGAUUCUGUCUUGGAAACGUGUACAAGUACCUGACGAGAGCGGGCAAGAAACCGGACAACUCCAAAUCCGAUGAUUUCAAGAAAGCGUACUAUUAUUUAGGCUUGCUGGCUGGUCCUAAAGAGUAAUGUAGACUUUCAAACUCCGCUCUUGUGUAACCCAUUACGUCAUCAAUCAACACGUGAUUUUCUACUGGCCCGCCCCACGUGACCCAUUCUCACUCUUGUGUAACCUUCCAGUGUGGCACAGUCAUGUAGGGGUGGCACAGUCAUGUAAUGGUCUAAAUCCUCCUUAUACUAUAUCAUCCCCAUUCAGGAAUUUAUGAAAUAGGUAGACUACUAAAAGGAGGUGGUAUAACGGCAUGUGUAUGAUGCUGGGGCGGGUUAUCGGAGUGCAUUUCCAAACUUCAGGG
Messenger RNA from Spizellomyces punctatus DAOM BR117, 625 nucleotides. RefSeq lists its product as uncharacterized. Bases 9 to 341 code for a protein of 110 amino acids. NCBI's taxonomy places the organism in Eukaryota, Fungi, Chytridiomycota, Chytridiomycetes, Spizellomycetales, Spizellomycetaceae. The record is from RefSeq and is a predicted model, not a curated record. The transcript has a single exon.